Molecule: messenger RNA, 1186 nt
Organism: Mytilus californianus (California mussel)
Lineage: Eukaryota; Metazoa; Mollusca; Bivalvia; Mytilida; Mytilidae
Exons: 3
Coding region: 227-1186 (319 amino acids)
Source: RefSeq, a predicted model, not a curated record
CUUUAAAGAGGGAACAAAGUUUGACAGUGGUAUUUCGCGAUUUGUCUACCAAAAUUGCAAACCAUAGCUAUAUAAAACAUUUUAUCAUAACCUCUUAGUAUCAUCGAAGUGAAAUUUAUGAAUUAUUUCAGAUUACCUUUUUAUAUUGAAGACCAACUUUAGUGGUUUAACUCAUAGGUAAUAAUACCAGGUAAUCCUUAUAAAAUGAAUACACAAAACCAAUAAAAUGAAGUUGAGAACGAAACUUAUAAUUUGUGUUGGGCUUUCUGUGACAGCCUUGAUAUCUAAGAUGAUUGCCAUUGCUAGCCCUGGAUGGGUAAUUGUUCGUAGAGAUGUGUUGUUUAAUCCGAACGACGACUUCAUGGAAAGAAGUAGUCUUUAUUAUGAAUACUCACUGGAAAGAAAUAAACAAGGAAGAGUAACAAUUUCCUUUGGUGUGUGGUACUACAUGGUAUGUAGAUGUGACGGAUAUGAAGGAGGCACCCAAAGAAGUGAUGAAUAUAGAAAUGAUGAAAUACCAUUUCAAAUAGAAGAGGAAUCAAACCAUGAGGACAAAGACGAUAAUCAGAGAAGACGUCGUCAUUAUUUAAAACACAAAUGCUAUUUCAGAAGUUAUCAUUUUGACAGGAUUCCUCUGGGGUUUCAGUCGGCAUCCGAAUUCAUAACUUCAUUCGUUGAGACUGCUCGUCAUGCUAGUCAAGAGGUUCAGUAUUGCAUCACUAUUGGUCUUCUCUUUGGAGUGUUCGGAUUGAUUUUGUCAGUCUUUUAUGCAAGAAGUUGUGGAAGAAAUAGACGUUACGGACGAAUGGCAUGUUGUAGUGAGAUACUAUCUGCAUUUUUCUUCUGGAUGACAAUUAUCAGACUUGUCUCAUAUUAUAUACUACUUCAGGAGAAGAUACAGAAGCAUGUCAUAUUGGAUCUUGAAGGGCUUGAUAAAGUCAAUUUUAUAUAUCCGUGGAGUCUUUGUGUAGCAGCAGUUGGAGCCUGCAUUAAGGGACUAAGUUCUCUGUUCCAUAUGUUGUUGAUUUCCAGAGAAAAGAAAUUCCAAAACUUUGAAUGUUCAUUGUUUUCUCACAAGGAUAAGUUGCCCUCCAUUGUCCACAAUGGAUACGAGCAGCUUGUUACACAGAAUACUUGCGAGGACACAGAAUCGAAACAUGGGAAUAAAUCUAUCUUUAAAACUUGA